Messenger RNA from Loxodonta africana (African savanna elephant), 2359 nucleotides. RefSeq names its product DNA damage inducible transcript 4 (gene DDIT4). The transcript is spliced from 3 exons. The record is from RefSeq and is a predicted model, not a curated record. Bases 195 to 890 code for a protein of 231 amino acids. NCBI's taxonomy places the organism in Eukaryota, Metazoa, Chordata, Mammalia, Proboscidea, Elephantidae. Gene Ontology annotation, molecular function: 14-3-3 protein binding. Gene Ontology annotation, biological process: apoptotic process; negative regulation of TOR signaling; response to hypoxia. Gene Ontology annotation, cellular component: cytoplasm.
AGCUGGGGAUCUCAGUAGGCCGAGGGGAAGAGCGGGCGGGUCGGGGGACAAGUCCGAGCAGAGCCGGGGGUUGGCAGGGCUUCGCGCACCCCUCCGAGCGGCGGUCCAGAGGCUCUCGCUGACCGCGCUAGCUGCGUUUCCUGUGCUCCCGCACCCUGAGCUCAUCUGCAGCCGUCCUGGCGACCGUACCCACCAUGCCUAGCCUUUGGGACCGUUUCUCGUCCUCCUCCUCCUCGUCGCCCUCGUCCUUGUCUCGGACUCCCACCUCAGAUCGGCCGCCGCGCUCAGCCCGGGGGUCGGCGGCCCGAGACGAGGGGCUCGGCCGCUGCGCGAGCCUGGAGAGCUCGGACUGCGAGUCCCUGGACAGCAGCAACAGUGGCUUCGGGCCGGAGGAAGACUCGGCGUACCUGGAUGGAGUGUCGCUGCCUGACUUCGAACUGCUCAGCGACCCGGAGGACGAGCACCUGUGUGCCAACCUGAUGCAGCUGCUGCAGGAGAGCUUGGCCCAGGCGCGGCUGGGCUCGCGGAGGCCCGCGCGCCUGCUGAUGCCCGGCCAGCUGGUGAGCCAGGUGGGCAAGGAACUCCUACGCCUGGCCUACAGCGAGCCGUGCGGCCUGCGGGGGGCGCUGCUGGACGUCUGCGUAGAGCAGGGCAAGAGCUGCCACAGCGUGGGCCAGCUGGCCCUCGACCCCAGCCUGGUGCCUACCUUCCAGCUGACCCUCGUGCUGCGCCUGGACUCACGUCUCUGGCCCAAGAUCCAGGGGCUGUUCAGCUCUGCCAACUCCCCUUUCGUCCCUGGCUUCAGCCAGUCUCUGACGCUGAGCACCGGCUUCCGAGUCAUCAAGAAGAAGCUGUACAGCUCGGAGCAGCUGCUCAUUGAGGAGUGUUGAACCCACGGCAGAGACAAUGGAACUUUUUGGGGUGGACACUGGGCAGGCAGGAGCUGAGGGACUGCUACGCCUGUCCUUAGAAAACUGACGACAGCCACCUGAGGGGAGGAAGGCCGAUGUGGGGGAACAUAGCGUUUCCUAGGAAAGCUCAUUGAGGUGUGUGCAGGUGGCUCCCUUUUGGAGGUACUUGCCCCUUCAGUACUGUAGCAUGAAACAAAGGCUUAGAGGCCAGCCAGGCUCUGGCCGGAUGCGUAGCAUGUACCUUAUUGUUUUUAUUAUUACUGACAGUUAGGACAACAGUGGUGUAACAGGGCCAGGAGAGCAGCUGGGCUGCGCUGGCUUCUGCAAGGGGGUGUGUGCUCAUGAUAGCUGGCCUUGGUGGGAGGGGGGAAGCCAUCGAGGGUGGUUUUGUGUGUCUCAUGGUCUGAAGGGACCAAAUGUGUUUGUUCUUUGUUUUCGUAUCAUUUGUUUUUCUGAUAGGAGCUUCACUACUGACCUGUUCUAGGCAGCUAUCUUACAGACGCAUGAAUGUAAGAGUAGAAGGGGUGGGUGUUGGGAUCACUUGGGAUCUUUGACACGUGAAGAAAAAUACACCUGGAGCUGCAUUCAGCUCAUCCCCCGCUGUGUACUGAGGAGUUGAGCUUGGAGGUGAUGGGGCUGAGUGGAGGUGGGGGCCGGACCUCCCUAGGAGUGCCAUCUGGGUCUUCCAUCUAGAACUGUUUACAUGAAGAUACUCGCUGUUCAUAAAUACACUUGAUGUUCAAGUAUUAAGACCUAUGCAAUAUUUUUUACUUUUCUAAUAAAAAAUAUGGUUUUUAAAAAAGAGUCGUCUCUGUCUCUGUGCCCUGAAAUAAAGAGGGAGGUGGGUGCUGUAAAAGGUGGAUUUCAUCUGACACUGGGAUCCACCUGUGUUUUUCUCAGCCCCUUUCCCAGAGCGCCCACAAACCUAGAAAGGGAGGUAUGUGGACUGCCAAGAGCCCUGGCUCCCUUGGCUCUGUGCUGGCUGAGGCUGGCAGGGAAAGCACUGGAUGGUGAGGGGUCAGACCACCCGCUGAGCCAGAGCCUCUGUAGGGAGAACUCACCUGGCUACGCUGGCUCAGAAGGCACAGGGGCUCUGGAGCCCAAGGUCCUUUCUGGCACUGAAGGUUAGGGCUGGAAGAGACUUUUUUUUUUCUGUUAAAGUCACAGUUCUAUUUUUCUGCCAUCAUAUGAAAAUUGCAAAUCUUAUCUCUGAGCAUAAAAGGUGAGAGACCAGGAGCACCAAGAAAAAAGGUUAGAGAAGGAUGACUUAAUCCACGCCUCCCACUAGGGCUCAGAGAGGGGCGUGACCUCCACCCUGAGGAGGUGUGGCCAGGCCAGGGGCAGACCACUCCCAACAACCCACCACACAGGCGCACAGUCACUCAGAGGUGAAACAAGGAAGGCAGGAGACUGCAGGCCUGUCUUAAAAACACCCUGGGUGAGGUGGA